This is a messenger RNA of Aspergillus homomorphus CBS 101889, 1152 nucleotides long. Its product is annotated as TauD/TfdA dioxygenase family protein. The transcript is spliced from 6 exons. Gene Ontology annotation, cellular component: cytoplasm. Bases 1 to 1152 code for a protein of 383 amino acids. Lineage: Eukaryota; Fungi; Ascomycota; Eurotiomycetes; Eurotiales; Aspergillaceae. The record is from RefSeq and is a predicted model, not a curated record. Gene Ontology annotation, molecular function: 2-oxoglutarate-dependent dioxygenase activity.
AUGGCACCAUCUAUCACUGAAACCGCAACCCUUUCUCUCCGGGCAAAGCCCGUGUCGGAACUGAAAACCGAUUCUGGUUUCAACAAGGAGAACUCAAUCGGAUAUGCAGAGAUUUAUAAGCAUGACAAAGAGAUCAAAGGCACAGAGAAGCAGCCGCCCGCAUCGUUUCCGAACUACCUCCCCGUCUGGGACAACGAGACAGAGAGAUACCCCCCACUGCAAUCAUUUGAGCAUUAUGAUCACGGCAAGGAUGCGGAUCUCUUUUUUCCUGAUCUCCUUCCCAAGGACAAGGUCCAAGUGGACGAGCUCACUCCCACAAUCGGCAGCGAAGUUCGUGGUGUCCAACUGAGCCAGUUGACAAAGGAAGGCAAGGACCAGUUAGCUCGGUUCGUUGCGCAACGAAAGGUUGUCGCCUUCCGUGAUCAAGAUUUUGCGCAUCUUCCAAUCGACAUAGCCCUCGAAUGGGGUGGCUACUUCGGCCGACACCACAUUCAUCAGACAUCUGGAGCCCCUAAGGGCUUUCCAGAAAUUCACCUCGUUCACCGUGGAGCUGACGAUACGAGUGGCGCCGACUUUCUGGCGACGCACACCAACUCGAUUACCUGGCAUUCCGAUGUAACGUUCGAGAAGCAGCCCCCAGGCACCACAUUCCUAUACCUCUUGGACGGGCCGUCAACUGGAGGGGACACUCUUUUUGCGGAUAUGGCGCAGGCUUACCGACGCCUCUCACCAGAAUUCCGGAAGAGGCUGCACGGGUUGAAAGCAGUUCACUCCGGCAUUGAACAGGUCAACAACAGCCUCAACAAGGGUGGCAUUGCACGACGGGACCCUAUCAUAUCUGAGCACCCAAUCGUUCGAACUCAUCCAGUUACUGGGGAAAAAGCGCUGUUCGUCAACCCACAGUUCACUCGCUACAUUGUCGGAUACAAGAAGGAGGAAUCGGAAUACCUCCUGAAGUUUCUAUACGACCAUAUUGCGCUGUCUGCAGACAUUCAAACACGGGUUCGCUGGCGCCCAGGCACCGUCGUUGUGUGGGAUAACCGGGUGGCGGCGCAUAGUGCCCUCUUCGAUUGGGAGGAUGGUCAGAGACGACACCUCGCUAGAAUCACGCCACAGGCUGAAGCGCCUUACGAAACUCCAUUUGAGGGAUAG